Molecule: messenger RNA, 953 nt
Organism: Esox lucius (northern pike)
Lineage: Eukaryota; Metazoa; Chordata; Actinopteri; Esociformes; Esocidae
Gene: nanp
Product: N-acetylneuraminic acid phosphatase
Exons: 2
Coding region: 111-851 (246 amino acids)
Molecular function (GO): hydrolase activity
Source: RefSeq, a predicted model, not a curated record
CCGUGUUGAAGGCAUGCAUAUAUUGCGAUAGUUAACCAGCUAGUGGAUAAUUUUAUUAAAACUGUAGUAGAAUUGAAUGUAUGCAAAACCUGUUUGUAUAGCCUGCUGCGAUGGACUGUGGGGGUAUUAAGGCGAUAUUACUUGACUUGGACAACACGCUCAUUGACACAGCGGGUGCUGGUAGAGUAGCCAUUCAGAACGUCACUGAGCUCUUGAAGUCAACUUUAGGCGACAAACACAACAUCAGUGAUAUUUGUGACAGCUUCAAACGGAAGCUCUUCGAUGAGACCUUCGACCCUACUUCUGGGAGGACAAUAGACGAGGUGCGGAUCGGUCAUUGGGAAGAAAGCAUCCACGAGAUUAUGGCUGAAGGUGCCGGCUCCAGUCUUGCCAGCGAGUGCUACUACCUGUGGAAAAACACUCGCCUUGAGCUUCUAACCAUAACGGCUCCAGUACUCACCAUGCUAAAGCUGUUGAGGAAAAAACAAAAACUGCUGCUGCUGACAAAUGGAGAGACCCAGACUCAGAGGGAGAAGGUGGUGGCAGUGGGAUGUGAGGGGCUGUUUGAUGCAGUGGUGGUGGGGGGGGAGCAUGCAGAGGAGAAGCCAGCUCUGUCCAUCUUCUCCCACUGCUUUGGCCUGUUGGGGGUGCAGGCUACAGACUGUGUCAUGGUGGGAGACUCCCUGGACACAGACAUUGCAGGGGGGGCUAAUGCAGGAGUUAGAGCCACAGUGUGGAUCAAUAACACAGGGAGUUCAUCUGAGGGUUUGACCAAACCAGAUUACACAAUUCCCUCUGUGCUGGACUUACCAGAAGUGCUGGCCAAGUUGGAUGAAACUGCUGACAAGUGAUUCUACAGGAAACAAUGUCAGAACAAAUUAAAUUGAUUGUUUUCCAGAGACCGGUUUCUCGUAAAAGGGAUUUUGAAAAUUAAAUCAUCUGGUUUGCUUUCA